Messenger RNA from Cetraspora pellucida, 157 nucleotides. The record is from the annotation of a GenBank genome assembly. Lineage: Eukaryota; Fungi; Glomeromycota; Glomeromycetes; Diversisporales; Gigasporaceae.
CGUUACUCGAAAUCUUAAGAUUGCUUAUCCUGCACUUAGCGUUACUCAAAAUCUUAAGAUUGCUUAUUCUGCACUUAGUGUUACUCAAAAUCUUAAGAUUGCUUAUUCUGCACUUAGCGUUAGUGUUAGGAUAUCAAUGAAAGUUGGUUAUACAUGA